AUGGGUAGACUUUCUUCAGCCAUAGAAAUCCCCGAACGCCGCCGUACCGCCAGCCACCGCGACAAUGGCCGCCGUAGCCGCAGCCUCAGCCGGAGCCGGAGUGGAAGCCCUGUGAACAACGACUAUCGCAGAUACCGUCGUCCUUCCCCGGAUUACUCCUACCCUAAUCUCGACGAAGGUCAAAGGUCCAGCCAUAGAAAGGAAUUCAAUUACGAUGAUAAUCGCAAAAAAUCCUACCUCGACCGUGAUUACAAAAACGGGAGAGCUGAGGAGUCUGAAUCUGACGAAGAACUGAAAGGCCUACCUUACGAAGAGUAUCGCAGGCUCAAGCGUCAGAAAUUGAGAAAAUCGCUCAGAAAGUGCAUUUGGAAUUGCACCCCUAGCCCCCCUAGGGAUCCAAAUGAAAAAUCAGAUGGCGAGCCAGAGGAGGAGGAUCGUGAGGUCGAAGAAGAAAAACAGCAUAAAGGUCUGAAGUCUGAAGCCAAAAGUUUGCCAAAGAGUGAAUCUGAAUCGGAGUCUGAGGAUUCUGAAUCUGAAUCUGAAUCAGAAUCAGAUGAUUUUAGGUCAAGGAAAAGUAGAAAAUCCCGUUCAAGGCGUAAGAGUGGGAGAUCAAAACCAGUCUCUGAGAGUGAGAGCGAAAGCCAAUCGGAUGGCGAAUCUAGCGACUAUGACUCUGAGGAAGAUAGGAAGAGGAGAAGGAGAAAGGGCAGGAGAAAACACAGUCGGAAAAGCAGCAGUAGGAGAAAGAGAAGCAGCCGGAAAAAGCGUGCAAAGAGUGAUUCUGAAAGCCAGAGCGAAAGCCAAGAUUCCGAUAUGAGCCGUGAUCGUGUGAGGUCGAAAAAGCGUAAACAAAGAUCAAAAUCAAGUUCCAAACGGAGCAAGAAGAAGAUAGAAUCCGACAGCGACAAUUCAGGCUCCUCAAACUCAGAAGCCAAUGUGAAGGAAAUUGUUCCUAAGGCAGAUGGGGUCAAAGUCGAUGAAGAUAUGAACGAUGAGCUCCUUAAGUUUAAGGAGAUGAUCGAGCAGCGAAAAAAGCCUAAUCUUGACGAUGAGCCCGUGGUAGGCCCAAUGCCCCUACCAAGGGCUGAGGGGCACAUCAGCUAUGGUGGGGCUCUCAGGCCCGGUGAAGGUGAUGCAAUCGCACAGUAUGUUCAGCAGGGGAAGCGUAUUCCACGUAGAGGUGAGGUGGGUCUCUCGGCUGAUGAGAUUUCGAAAUUUGAGUCUCUUGGGUAUGUGAUGAGUGGGAGUAGGCACCAGAGAAUGAAUGCUAUCCGUAUCAGAAAGGAAAACCAGGUUUACAGCGCGGAGGAUAAACGAGCCCUGGCUAUGUUUAACUAUGAGGAAAAGGCCAAGAGGGAGCAGAAGGUUAUGGCCGAUUUGCAGCGUUUGGUGCAACGUCAUAUUGGGCAGGAUACAAGCCAUUCUCACGACCCGUUUGGAGGAAGGGCGGGUGAGGAGGGUGGAGAUGAUUGA
This is a messenger RNA of Striga hermonthica, 1473 nucleotides long. The record is from the annotation of a GenBank genome assembly. Lineage: Eukaryota; Viridiplantae; Streptophyta; Magnoliopsida; Lamiales; Orobanchaceae.